AUGCGGGCGGUGCGGGCGACACCUGCGGCUCCUCUCGGUGGCGGCCGUCGCCUGGGCGGCAGCAUCACGACAACUUUUUGCGGAUUGUUCUUGCUUCCAGGUUUUGCGCUGCAAAUUCAGUGCUACCAGUGUGAAGAAUUCCAGCUGAACAACGACUGCUCCUCCCCUGAGUUCAUCGUGAAUUGCACGGUGAAUGUUCAAGAUAUGUGUCAGAAAGAAGUGAUGGAGCAAAGUGCGGGGAUCAUGUACCGCAAGUCGUGUGCGUCCUCAGCGGCCUGUCUCAUCGCCUCUGCUGGGUACCAGUCUUUCUGCUCCCCAGGGAAACUGAACUCAGUGUGCAUCAGCUGCUGCAAUACCCCUCUUUGCAACGGGCCGAGGCCCAAGAAACGGGGCAGCUCUGCUUCGGCCCUCAGGCCAGGGCUCCCCACCACCAUCCUGCUCCUCAAGUUAGCCCUGUCCUUGGCACACUGUUGA
Castor canadensis (American beaver) is the source of this 474-nucleotide messenger RNA. It is a transcript of the gene Lypd1, whose product is annotated as LY6/PLAUR domain containing 1. Lineage: Eukaryota; Metazoa; Chordata; Mammalia; Rodentia; Castoridae. Gene Ontology annotation, biological process: acetylcholine receptor signaling pathway. The record is from RefSeq and is a predicted model, not a curated record. Gene Ontology annotation, molecular function: acetylcholine receptor inhibitor activity.